UGGUGAAAAUCUGCAACUGAGUUCUCAGGUUGAACACAAGGGCAUAUCGGCAAAAUGACAACCAUAGCAGUCGUCUUCCCGCGUAUAGAGGCAUGAGCUUUCGAAAGGGUGUCGCUUCCGCUCGGCGGGACAAGAGCAAAGGCCGCUCAGCUGGCCUCACAGAGGAGCAGAAACAGGAAAUACGGGAGGCCUUUGACCUCUUCGACACUGAUGGUUCUGGUACAAUUGACGCCAAGGAGCUCAAGGUUGCCAUGAGAGCACUGGGCUUUGAGCCGAAAAAGGAAGAGAUAAAGAAAAUGAUUGCCGACAUCGACAAAGACGGAAGUGGGACGAUCGACUUCGAGGAGUUUCUGACGAUGAUGACAGCCAAAAUGGGGGAGAGAGAUUCCAAGGAGGAAAUCAUGAAGGCAUUCAGGCUUUUCGAUGACGACGAGACGGGCAAGAUUUCGUUCAAGAAUUUGAAGCGUGUCGCAAAGGAGUUAGGAGAGAAUAUGACGGACGAAGAAUUGCAAGAGAUGAUCGACGAAGCUGAUCGUGAUGGGGAUGGGGAGGUCAGUGAAGAGGAGUUUUACAGGAUAAUGAAGAAAACUAGCCUUUUCUAGGCUUCAGCUUCAGCUUCAGCUUCAACGUCCUAGCCGAUACUGCCUUCAGCUUGAAGGCCACCACACUGGCAGUCAUUGUGGCUUUCUCUUUCAGUUCCUUCUCAACUGUUUCUUCAAGUGCGUCACUGUUUACAACUUACUUUCCUGUGGGCUCCUCAGUGACCUACCCAUCCU
Molecule: messenger RNA, 776 nt
Organism: Chara braunii
Lineage: Eukaryota; Viridiplantae; Streptophyta; Charophyceae; Charales; Characeae
Source: the annotation of a GenBank genome assembly